Oldenlandia corymbosa var. corymbosa is the source of this 1401-nucleotide messenger RNA. Lineage: Eukaryota; Viridiplantae; Streptophyta; Magnoliopsida; Gentianales; Rubiaceae. The record is from the annotation of a GenBank genome assembly.
AUGGCUUUCAGACGGUGCAUCAUAUCUCGAACAAAGCCCCUCUACCAAGAACAACGAUUUUCCCCUUCAUUUUCUCUGAUUAAUAGCCGUCGCGAAGACGAUGAACAUGAUUCUCCGAAGAAAACCUCUUCAAAUUCUACUCCUUCCACCAGAAAAAUCCCAUCUUUCCUUCAGUCCCCAAUCCCAGCUUCCAGAUUUAACCGCUUUAAUGGCUUCCAAAAGGGUUCACCAUCAUCUGCCCAGUUCAUGAAUACGAUGAGUUAUGGAUCAAUUGUUUUCGGCAGAAGUAUGUCUACCGGAGUCGACGGAGGGGCGGCGGCUGAUAAGGUGGAGUUCAUGGGUGAUGUUGCCGAGGUCUUGAGUGAUGGUGCUAUUGACAAUGUUGUCACGCAGGCAGCUCCCGGGGUUAGCGAGGUCGCCGCCGCGGCCGCUGAUUCUUUUUUUCCUGUUGCUGCUGUGCAGCAUUUCAUCGAUUAUGUUCACACAUUUACCGGAUUUAAUUGGUGGGCAUCAAUUGCCGCGACGACCAUUUUGAUUCGCUUUUGUACUGUUCCACUUCUGAUACACCAGCUGAAAGCUACCACUAAAUUUACUCUUCUGCGGCCAAAAUUGGAGGAGAUUAAGGAAGAGAUGCAGAAUAGGGGAAUGAGCCCUACUGCUGUUGCUGAAGGUCAGACAGAGAUGAAGAAAUUAUUCAAGGAAUAUGGGGUUACACCAUUCACUCCGCUGAAAGGACUUCUAAUUCAAGGCCCCGUCUUUAUCUGCUUUUUCGUUGCUAUCAAUAACAUGGUUGAAAAAGUUCCAUCUUUUAAGGAGGGCGGAGCAUUCUGGUUUACUGAUUUGACUACUCCAGACAGCAUGUACAUUUUGCCAGUUUUAACUGGGUUGACAUUUUGGAUUACUGUGGAGUGCAAUAUGCAAGACGGAAUGGAAGGAAAUCCUGCUGCUAACACCAUAAAAAAUGUUUCGCGAGGCUUUGCGGUUGCUACAGUUUUUUUGACUUCAACCUUUGCAAAGGGAAUAUUUUUUUAUUGGAUUACAGCCAACAUCUUCUCGCUCAUGUAUGGAUCUGUAAUCCGGAAUCAUGCGGUAAAAAAAGCAUUGGGUAUUCCUAUAAUUACUCCGCCACCACCUUCUACUUCUGGACAAAAACCCUCCUUAGGAUUCUUUGAGGGUAUUAAGAAAUAUGCUGCGGCACAGGCUGAAAUGCAACGUCAACAAACCCUGUCAUCAGCUGCUGGAGGUUCGAAAGCUUCAAGUCAGCAGCAGCCACCUGCUACACCAGUUCAACAAAGUUUAAGUCAAGAGCAGCGAAUACCGUCUUCGUCGGUUCUUAGCCAGAAAAUUAAGAGCUUGGAAAGGCAAGUUAAAGGAAGGAAGAAGGGCAAUAAAAAAAGGUGA